Xylaria bambusicola is the source of this 501-nucleotide messenger RNA. Its product is annotated as ubiquitin-conjugating enzyme/RWD-like protein. Gene Ontology annotation, cellular component: cytosol; endoplasmic reticulum. The record is from RefSeq and is a predicted model, not a curated record. Lineage: Eukaryota; Fungi; Ascomycota; Sordariomycetes; Xylariales; Xylariaceae. The transcript has 2 exons. The coding region runs from base 1 to 501 and encodes 166 amino acids.
AUGUCGCAAGCUACAGCCCAGCGUCGGCUCCUCGGGGAGUAUAAAGCACUCUCAACCAACCCGCCGGAGGGCAUUACCGCUGGUCCUGUCAACGAGGAUGAUAUGUUUGUGUGGGAGGCCCUGAUUCAGGGACCAGAGGGCACUCCUUUCGAAGGCGGCAUCUUCCCUGCCGAGCUGAAGUUCCCGCGGGAUUACCCCCUCGCACCCCCCAAGAUGACUUUUAUAGGAGAGAUAUUUCACCCCAAUGUAUACACCAAUGGCGUCGUAUGCAUUUCGAUCCUCCAUCCUCCAGGUGAUGACCCGAACCAGUAUGAGCACGCCUCCGAACGAUGGAGUCCUAUCCAAUCUGUCGAAAAAAUCUUAAUUUCCGUCAUGAGCAUGUUGGCUGAGCCCAAUGACGAGAGCCCAGCCAACAUAGAAGCAGCCAAGAUGUGGCGAGAAAACCGUGCUGAGUAUGAGCAGCGAGUGCGCGACGGUGUCCGUCGUAUGUUAGGGCUCUAG